GAUUUCAAGGUGGGGAACCUCCUGGGGAAGGGCUCCUUCGCAGGAGUCUACAGAGCAGUGUCCCUGAAAACCGGUCUGGAAGUGGCUAUCAAAAUGAUAGAUAAAAAAGCUAUGCACAAAGUUGGAAUGGUUCAGAGGGUUCAAAAUGAGGUGAAAAUACAUUGUCAGCUAAAACAUCCAUCUAUACUUGAGCUUUAUAACUAUUUUGAAGAUAGCAACUAUGUGUAUUUGAUACUUGAGAUGUGUCACAAUGGUGAAAUGAGCAGAUACAUAAAGAACAGGAAGAAACCCUUUUCAGAAGAAGAAGCCCGACACUUCUUGCAUCAAAUCAUCACAGGUAUGCUGUAUCUUCAUUCUCAUGGAAUCCUGCACCGGGACCUCACCCUGUCUAAUAUCUUACUCACCAGUAACAUGAAUGUCAAGAUUGCUGAUUUUGGACUAGCAACUCAGCUGAAAAUGCCUCAUGAAAAGCAUUACACCAUGUGUGGAACUCCAAAUUACAUUUCUCCAGAGAUAGCCACAAGGAGUCCACAUGGACUUGAAUCUGAUGUGUGGUCUUUGGGCUGCAUGUUUUACACUCUUCUCAUUGGAAAGCCGCCUUUUGACACUGACACGGUCAAGAACACGCUGAAUAAAGUAGUGUUGGCAGACUAUGAAAUGCCAGCCUUUUUAUCUAGAGAGGCACAAGACCUUAUACACAGGCUGCUCCGCAAAAAUCCAGCAGACCGUCUGAGCCUUUCCUCAGUGUUGGAUCAUCCUUUUAUGUCCAGGUGCAGCUCCGCACGGAGUAAAGAUUCGGGAACCUCAGAAGAUUCUAUGGACAGUGGAAACGCUACAAUCUCCACAACGUUCACAGGCUCUUCCAGUAUCAGUACCAGUGGCUGCCUGAAGGAAAAGAAGAAGCUGUUAGUUGGACAGCCGCUGCCCAAUAAAAUCACUUUUUUCCCUAAGAACAAGAGCUCCAGUGCUGCUUCAUCGGUGGAUGGAAGUGGUUCGUUCCAUCAGUGGGGAGUCCAGGGGCAGGAGGUGGUUGCCGGCGGCAGGGGCAGGGCCGUGCAGCUCCCCGAGGAGAGGCCCCACUCGCGCUACCUCCGCAGGGCCCACUCCUCAGACAGGUCUGGCACGUCCCACGGCCAGGCUCAAGGCAUGGGCAGUGCUGUGGAGAGGUGUCGCUCUGUGGAGCUGCUUGCUAAGCCCCUAGCAGGAACCAGGGAGAACGCAGAACGCUUUUCACCUGCCGGCAGCUAUACCGACAUAGGAGAAAUAUUUAAGGAGAAGACUUCUAGCAGUUCUGGUUCUUUUGAAGGGCAAAUAUCUCCUCCUGUAAAAGACCAACCACACUCAAAUUAUCCCUGCCCGGUGAAGCCCCAGGGUGGUUUCUUAGAGCAGAAGUCUCAGGCUGAAACAAUGCAGCAGUGGCUCGGAGGCAUGCAGACAAACGUUGCGCUGAGGCCACCUGCAGAGCUGCCUGGCAGGAGUAAUGCACACGGAGGCUUUCGCUACCAUUUGGAUGUCCAGCAAGAUGCAUCAAGAAAUGCGUGGGACACCUUAAAAGACAUCAGGAACCAUGAUGCAUCAGUUGACUACCCACAUUCUUUGAACCAGAAAAACCCAAAGCAAUACAUGCCUGGAGUUUUUUGCAAAUCUGAGAAAAUUCAACAGUCUUCUUCUACAUGUGGCCUUUGGUCAUCUUCAGAACAAAACCAAACGUGGGGCAAAGGACCACCAGCACACCAGAAACCUGUGCUGCGAAGUAUAGUAUCACCACUCGAUGCCCGCAGGCUAAAACCAAUCAGGCAAAAAACAAAGAAUGCAGUGGUGAGCAUUCUAGAUACUGGGGAAGUGUGUAUGGAGUUUCUAAAAGAACACCAUUCACAAGAACUUGUGAAAGAAGUUCUCAGAAUAUCUUGUGAUGGAAAUGUGGUUGCAGUGUAUCAUCCAAAUGAAGGAAGAGGUUUCCUUCUUGAUGACAGACCUCCUGCUCCUCCUGAAGAGCUCUGUAUGUAUAAUUUGGACAACUUGCCAGAGAAGUACUGGAAAAAAUACCAGUAUGCAGCCAAGUUUGUGCAGUUGGUAAGAACAAAAACCCCCAAAGUUACGUUCUACACAAGAUACGCCAAGUGCAUGUUGAUGGAAAAUUCACCCACUGCAGAUGUUGAAAUUUGUUUUUAUGAUGGAGCAAAGAUACACAAGACAGCUGGUAUAACUCGUGUGAUUGAAAAAUCCGGGAAAGUUUUCACUUUGAAAGGAGAAAGCGAAGCAGGUUUGAAGAAGGAAAUAAAAGCUUACAUGGAUCAUGCAAACGAGGGACAUCGUAUAUGCCUUGCGUUGGAAUCUGCUGUUUUGGAAGAAGAAAAAAGGAGUGGAAGUGUUCCAUUUUUUCCAAUAAUUGUUGGAAGAAAACCUGGCAACAUGGAAUCGCCGCAGGCUGUAGCACCUCCACUGUUGGAAAAGAUGAACUGUACAAAAGAAGUCAUGGAGCUGGAUAGAAAUACAGCUGCCAGUCCUACUCCAGUUCUAACUCCAAACGUGGUGUCGUAUGAAAAGUCUGCAUUUAUGACUAACACUGCUGAAACUACGUGCUCCCCUGCUCAGCAAACUGAAUACAGUCCAAAUUCAGCCCAACUUUUAAAAUCUGUCUUUGUGAAAAAUGUUGGUUGGGCUUCUCAGCUGACCAGUGGAGCAGUGUGGGUUCAGUUUAAUGAUGGGUCCCAACUGGUAGCCCAAGCUGGUGUUUCUUCUAUCACUUAUACAUCUCCAGAAGGCCAGACAACCAGGUAUGGAGAAAACGAUAAGUUGCCAGAAUACAUCAAAGAGAAGCUGCACUGUCUGUCCUCUAUUCUUGUGAUGUUUACCAAUCCAGCUGGUCCCCACUGA
Messenger RNA from Merops nubicus (carmine bee-eater), 2877 nucleotides. It is a transcript of the gene PLK4, whose product is annotated as polo-like kinase 4. The transcript is spliced from 15 exons. Gene Ontology annotation, molecular function: protein kinase activity; protein binding; ATP binding. The record is from RefSeq and is a predicted model, not a curated record. The annotation marks the transcript as partial. Gene Ontology annotation, biological process: protein phosphorylation. Lineage: Eukaryota; Metazoa; Chordata; Aves; Coraciiformes; Meropidae.